CUAAUCGACACGAUGGCGAGGAUUGGAAACAAGAAAGUCAAGUCCAAGGCCAAGGCCGGGGCAUCAACAACUGAAGUCAAAGUCCCCACGAAGGGACAAUACAUCCCCUCAAAAUCGCUCUCAUGGAAGCCCGUCAAAACUUCUGCCUUCUCUGGCAUGGACGCCGGUGGAGGUAUGAUGAUGCUGGAGGAGCUUGAAGAUGUUGGAAUCGAAUGGGAAGAGGCGCAGGGUGGGCAAAAGGUUGCCAAAUUUAUUGAGGUAGAAGGGAAGAAGAAGAAGGGCAAGAAGGCCGAAGUGGAAGAGCCUGAAGAGGACGUCGUGUUCGAUGAAGACUUUGAAGAGGAGGCUUCCGGUGAUGGACAAGAGACUGGCGAAGAAGACGCUGCUUCCAAUGCCUCUGAAGAGUUCCCAGACUUUGCUGGGUUUGACGCCGAAGACCUCAACGAAGCCGACGACGAAGAGCACGAAGAACUCGAGUGUGUUCCCGAUUUCAACGGUUCAUCUCCCAUAUAUCGUAUCAACCUCAACUGACGUAAAUUAGAUGACCUUCUCCCCGAAUGGUCCUCUGUACCCCUCCACCCCACUCUCAAACGCGCCUUCCUUGCAACCUCCUUCACCACCCCAACAACUAUCCAAUCCCGCGCCCUUCCCGCCGCGCUCACCGGUCGAGAUGUCAUCGGUGUCGCCGAGACCGGUUCCGGUAAAACCCUCGCCUACUCCCUCCCCAUGCUGGAUUACUUGCUGAGGAGGGCGAAGCCUGUCAAGGGCAAGAAGAGGGCUUUGAAGGGGUUGGUGCUCUGCCCUACGAGGGAGUUGGCUCUGCAGGUGGUGGAGCAUUUGGAAGCUUUGCUGAAGCAUACUGUCGAGGAGGAGGAUGAGGAGGAGGAUGAGGUGGAGAAGAAGAAGGGAGAAGGGAAAGAGCCGCCGAGGAUCAGUAUUGGGAGUGUUGUCGGUGGUCUUAGUGCGCACAAGCAGACUAGGAUCUUGAACCGAGGGUGUGACAUUCUCGUGGCUACUCCUGGUCGUCUGUGGGAUCUCAUGAAAGGUGACGACGAGCUUGCCACUUCUAUCCGGACUCUGCGCUUCUUGGUCAUCGAUGAAGCGGACAGGAUGAUUGAGAAUGGUCAUUUCCAGGAGCUCGAGUCUAUCGUCCGACUCACUCAGCGUUCUGGCGGCGAGGCCGGGCCCGACGACGACGACCCAGUCUUCCAAUCCCUCUCCACCAUCUUCGAAGCCUCCUCCGCGCUGCCCGACAUGCAGACUUUCAUCUUCUCCGCCACCCUCAGCAAAGACUUGCAGAUCAACCUCAAGAAGAGGGGAAGCUGGAAGAAGAAUGGAAAGAAGAAGAGGAGCUCGACUUUGGAAGAUUUGGUGGAGAAGCUCGAUUUCAGAGAUGAGACGCCGGAGAUCAUUGACCUGAGUCCGGAGGGUGGUGUUGUGGCGACUCUGAGGGAGAGUAUGAUUGAGUGUACCAAGGACGACAAGGACCUCUACCUCUACUACUUCCUCCUCCGUUUCCCAGGCCGCUCCCUCAUCUUUGUCAACUCCAUCGACGCCAUCCGCCGUCUUCUCCCCCUCCUCAACCUCCUCCAACUCCCCAUCUUCCCCCUUCACUCCCAGCUCCAACAGAAGCAACGUCUCAAGAACCUCGAACGGUUCAAGUCCAACGCCAACGGUGUGCUGAUCGCCACCGACGUUGCUUCGCGAGGUCUCGAUAUCCCCCAAGUCGACCAUGUCGUCCAUUUCAACCUCCCCAGGACGGCGGACGCCUAUAUCCAUCGUUCCGGUCGUACAGCCCGAGCCAAGACGGAAGGGUUCGCACUCCUCCUCGUCUCCGCCGACGAGAAACCCACUCAGCGCGCUUUGAACCGUUCCCUCAACAGGACGCACGAGCUGCCAGAGCUCCCUGUCGAAGCGGGCUUCCUCCCGCCUCUUCGGGCGCGCUUGAAGCUGGCGAACGAUAUUGAGAAAGCUAUCCACCGCGCGCAAAAGAGGACGCACGAGAAGAACUGGCUAUUGGAUGCGGCGGAGGCGAUGGACCUUGAUAUCGACCCUACGAUGUUGAGCGAUGGGGAGGAUGACCCCGAUGCGCCGUAUCACAAGGCGAAGAAGAUGGACAAGGCGAAGGGAAAGACGAAUCUGGAUGGCAAGGUGGAUGGAUUGAAGAUGGAGUUGAGGGAAUUGUUGAAAGAGAAGCUCGUGGCGAGGGGUGUUUCGACGAGGUACCCGACAAGUGGUAGCAAGGUCAUCGUGGAUGAUCUUAUCAAGUCUACUGGUCAUGGUAUGCUGUUGGGCGCGAGCACGAGUAAAGCGUACGACGAAGUAGAGUCUACAGGGAAGAGAAAGAAGAUUGGCGGUGGGGCGCGACCGCUCAAGAAGAAGGUCAAGACAUAGACAUCUCGCAUCUUUGGUCAGUGUGUAUGUAUGGAGUAUCCAAUUGGAUGCUCUUUGCAGUGUAGUGUCGACAUCCUGUUUCAACUGCAUUCCACCCUGUCAAGAAGCUGUCACUAUAGCGAAUUGACGCGAGAUCUUG
Cryptococcus amylolentus CBS 6039 is the source of this 2533-nucleotide messenger RNA. Its product is annotated as ATP-dependent RNA helicase MAK5, variant. Gene Ontology annotation, molecular function: nucleic acid binding; ATP binding; RNA helicase activity. The record is from RefSeq and is a predicted model, not a curated record. Gene Ontology annotation, cellular component: nucleolus. The transcript has 6 exons. Lineage: Eukaryota; Fungi; Basidiomycota; Tremellomycetes; Tremellales; Cryptococcaceae. Bases 727 to 2394 code for a protein of 555 amino acids.